Molecule: messenger RNA, 4090 nt
Organism: Puntigrus tetrazona (Sumatra barb)
Lineage: Eukaryota; Metazoa; Chordata; Actinopteri; Cypriniformes; Cyprinidae
Gene: rxfp3.3a1
Product: relaxin family peptide receptor 3.3a1
Exons: 1
Coding region: 304-1287 (327 amino acids)
Biological process (GO): immune response; G protein-coupled receptor signaling pathway
Cellular component (GO): membrane
Molecular function (GO): G protein-coupled receptor activity
Source: RefSeq, a predicted model, not a curated record
UCCUGUCAAUCAAACGGAAGACGAAUCGCUGUUCUCGGUGGGCGGGCACAUUUAAAAAGCGCCCGAGAUAAAUUGUAGCCCGCGCCGCAUUGUGCUCAACAGUUUCAGAACCUUGAUCUCGUCUGCGUGGCGAUGAAAGACGAGUGAUGCUUUGCCAGUUAUCAUUUAAAAAGUCGAAACUUACCCAAUAAAUCCGAUUAAACAAUAGGCAUUUUAACUACAGAUAAGUAAAUAUGAAUCUGUGCAUGCGCUGCAUUGUUCGUGGUUACGGGCAACGCUGAAGUAGUGAAAUCGCUGGAUACAAUGGGAGACGGUAAUCAGAGCGGCGUGAUCAACAGAUCAAUCAGUGAUCGCGAGCGCUUUAAAAGCCUGGAGGACAUCGACGUGUCCGCCGAUGGGAGUGCGGCGCUGAGAUGCUUGAUCUCCAUCACCUACUCGGUGGUCUGCGUCGUUGGUCUGAUCGGGAACCUGUUGGUGUUCUUCUUUAUUCGCGUGAGGCAAGAGAGACGCACGUCCAAAAUCAACUUUUUUAUUCUCAAUCUGGCCGUGACGGAUUUUCAGUUUGUGUUGACUUUGCCUUUCUGGGCCGUGGACACGGCGCUGGACUUCAGCUGGCCGUUCGGAGACGCCAUGUGCAAGAUCAUCCUGUCGGUGACCGUGAUGAACAUGUACGCGAGCGUCUUCUUCCUGACCGCGAUGAGCAUCACGCGGUACUGGUCAGUGGCUUCGGCUCUGAAGGACAGCAGCAGACAGACCAGCUGCUCGAUCAGGUGGGUCAGUGUCGUCCUGUGGUCCCUGGCCACCGUGGCCACCGCGCCGACCUCCAUCUUCUCCACAGUCACCAACGUGGCCGGCGAAAAACUUUGUUUGCUGCGCUUCCCCGACGGACAGUAUUGGUUGGCGGUCUAUCAUAUCCAGAAAAUACUGAUCGCUUUUAUUCUGCCGAUGGCAAUAGUGUCCAUCAGUUAUCUGCUGCUCUUGAGGCUCAUCCGACAGCGGAGCAUGAAGAACAACUCGAAGCGAAGAACGCAGGUCACAAAGUCCGUCACCAUCGUGGUCUUGUCGUUCUUCCUCUGCUGGAUGCCCAACCACGCCAUAACGUUUUGGGGCGUGCUGGUGAAAUUCAACGCCGUGUAUUGGGAUAAAUCGUACUAUAUCGUUCAUACCUAUGUUUUCCCGGUGACCGUGUGCCUGGCGCACGCGAACAGCUGUCUGAACCCGCUUAUCUACUGUCUUAUGCGUAAAGAGUUCAGGAAAAAACUGAAGGACCUGUUUCUCCGAGUUUGAGAGAAACGAGUAUCCCGCGCGAAACCAGUCCUGAGGAACAAACGGCAUUCCUUGUUAAAGGGGUUAUUUUAGCCGAAAUGUAACCGUCAGUCAUUAUUUACUCAGCCUCGUGUUUUUUUGAGGUAAUAUAUGGUAUAUAUAAUACAAGUAUAUAUGGCUUUAUGUUUGCAGUGGAACUCAAACGGGAUGCAGUUCGCGGGUUUGGGACAACAUGAGGGUGAGCGAAUAAGAAUAGAACUGGCAUCUUUAUAAGUAUAAGCAUGGUCUACAGUUGUAUGGAGCGAAUGUCUUGGUGUUUGUUCAUGUGAAACACUGUUUUAAAGUAGCCUAACUGUCGAUAUAAAAUGUUACUUUAAUUUUGCGUUUCAAAAAAAAACAACAACAACAAAAAUGCAGCUAAAGGCAUAAUACCAUUCAGUGCAUAUUUUAACAGUUCCUCUUCCAUGAAAUGUUAAAUACAGUAUUGUGCGCUUUACGUCUCAGAUCUAGGGGUAACUGUGUAUGCCUUUUUUCUGAGUGUUAAAUUGAAAUCUAUUUAAAUUAAAUAAAAAAAUCUGACCUUAGUAAAGACAGAAUAUAUAAGAGACCAUGCAUGUUUCUGAAGAUUAUGUCUGAGCAAAUAUAAUUUAGGCUUUUGGUCAAAUUUCCAUUUUUUCCUAGCAGGGAUUUUGUGAACAAACGUAUUGUUUAAAACCCCCUUAAUUCUUCGUGAAUUUUCAAAAUUAAAUUCCAGGAUCAUCAUUUUGCUAUAGCCGUUGGGUAACAAGCGGGCACAUUAAAACCACACUGAUCCUGCUAGAUUUAAACCUAAAGGCUCAACUGUGUUUUCAGGAAAAGGAUAUUUUACAUCACACUGAGGCCAGGGCAACUUUGGUUUGAUAUUCUAGGAUAUUACCUUUGAUGUUUUUGCUGUUUUAUAAAUUAUUUUAUGUUGCAUAGUUUAAAUGUAGUUGAAAAGCAUAUAAGAAGUUGUUUAAUGGCAAACUUAAAUACACGUGCUAUUGAUCAAUCAACAGAGAAUUUGUCCAGUGAACAUUAUUUAUUUAUUCAUCUAUCUAUUUGGGUCAAAAAGCUAAAUUCAGAAAAUGUUUGAAAGUUAGGCUUUUAAAAUCCAAUACAAAAUUUGACAUUACAAAAUAAACCUACCUUAAGUAAUAUUAAUAGUAAAAAGAAAGUGACACUAGCCCUAUCUACCCUUUGUAGCUACGUAAUCACAAGCCAUUUACUAUUCUAAACCUACUAAACUUUCUCAGCAACAUCAGUUAACCUUACACCUCUUAAUAAGGAUGAAUACGCAAGCCACCCGGCUGAGGAAAAGCCAAAAUGAAAGUUUCAGUCCAAUUUUCUCGUUCCCCUUUUCUCCCGCACUCACUGAUUGACAACUCUCUGAAUGUCCCUCUCACGCUACUUCCCGGUCAGUCUUGUCUCGUUCUCAAUUAGCAUUCCUGACAGAAACUCCCACAAGAUACCUCCAUCCACCCUGAUCAGAGCUUUGCGAAUCAAAGCAAUCUGGAAAACAGGGGGAAAUAUGUUUGGUUCAGUUGGGCGAGGCCAUAUCGGUCUCUUUGCACACAUCCAAACGUGUUCUUGUGUCCAGUGGAAAUGACAGCUCUGUGGCAUGCAGGUAAUUACCCAGAAAGGGGCGAUCGGGUUCAAAACUGAUGAGAACGCUUAACGUCUUGUUAAAUUGAGGUUGCUUUAAAUCGCUUGCACAGUAAGCUAAUGACGGUCAUUUGCAGGCAAUUUGGAAGACCUGAAAAGACGGUACAUCUGCUGCUGUUUACCGUCACGCUCGCACAGGAGCCUUUUAAUGGACACCCGGCACAGAAGUGAUGCUUUUGAUGAUGCUCUGUUGGCUAUGGUACGUCACACUCCCGUGUUUAGUCUGUAGAGGUCAGCGGACUGUGAGGAACAGUCUGGCCAGCAGUCACUCUUUUUUUGGAUGCAAAUAUUUUCCCACUGAAGGCCAAACCAAAAGUAUCCUUCAAAAACAAAGCAGCAGGCACAAUUCUGGCUCCUAUAACUCUGCUGCCCUCAUUUUAAUGCGUUCACUUAAAUGUCAUUCGAAUACUGUUUGUUUGUCUACAUGCCUAGAGACAGAAUCAAAACAAAGUGCAAUUCUGCAUUUGUCCUGUUUGUGUACAAAAGCAGACGAUUUGUUUUCGGACAAUACCAUUAUUGCUGCUGGUACUACAACAAACUUUCCAUGCACUUAGCUUUUUUUUUUUUUUUUCACGAGAUGCGGUCACAUGUGGAGAGGUAUGAAUGUUAAAUGACUCAGUGCUGCGUGGAUGCAAAUUCACCAAUUUGCCCAUAGAUGUUUGUCGAUAUCGCAAAGCUCGCUUUAGUCUCUCUCUGAGUAUGCUAAUAUAAUCAGGAUCCCCAUUGUUAACAGGAUUUCCUGUGGAGACACGGUUUCCUAUUACUGAGUGGGUUUGGAGUUAUGCUAUACUAGUCACUUCCUAAUGCACAUCAUCAAAUCAGCGUAUUCCCAUUAUGAUCUAGAUAAGAAUUUCAUCACAUUGAAAUCUAAUUUGUCCGUUUGGAUGUGUGUAUUCUACCCACAGUCUAUUGGAUGUAUUCACUAACAGUAUAAACCAAAAAGAAGUGAAUGUACUGUAUCGCAUGUGUUAUAAUUGGGUCGCUUGUAUUUCCGAACAGUGAUUUAAUUCCGUUGUAAUUUAUUUUUAUUAUCAGUAUAAAUAAUCCUAAUUGUUUGACCUUUACAAAUGAAAAGUGGAUUCUAUUUAAUCAUGUCUGUUUUAUUUUUUAUCUUUGUAUUGAGGCUUCGAAGUCUCAUAAU